Molecule: messenger RNA, 1602 nt
Organism: Fonsecaea erecta
Lineage: Eukaryota; Fungi; Ascomycota; Eurotiomycetes; Chaetothyriales; Herpotrichiellaceae
Exons: 2
Coding region: 1-1602 (533 amino acids)
Source: RefSeq, a predicted model, not a curated record
AUGUCUCCGUCAAACUUCGAGCCUGUGUCUCCCAUCGACCUCACUGUCGACUCCCAAGCCCGCUCCCACCGCACUGGACGUUUUGCCAACGACCCAGAUCUGGACGAAAAGUCAGAUAUCAAAGCGACCACUCGCUCGAUCCGAACCAAUUCCACGGCCUCUUCACGUUCGUCCAUCGGUGGCGGCAACAAACGCGCGAGGCGGGCUCGCUUUGCCGAAGCGACGUCUGUCUUCUCGCCCGCCUCCGGUCCUGGUGAGAGUCAGUCACCCUUCGCCGAUCCUCCUGCCAGCGGCAAGAUGGAGAACGGCUUCGGCAGCUCUGCAGCUGCCAAACCAUCCGACGUGGGAUUCGGCUACAUCGCAGACAACCAGCCCGUCGAGCAGACGGUCUAUAUCCGAGCUGAUCCCAAUGGCUCCGCUGGACAGCCCCUCAAAUCCGCCUUGAAGACACCGGGGACCGCAUCCAGAAUGUUGAACCCUCUCUCGCCCACGUUCCGAGAAGAACAGCUCCUCGAGAAGGAGGAAAUGAAGACCGAGCUUCAACAGGCGAAAGAUCUGAAAGUCAAAACCCGCGUGCGCAUGGCCAAAAUGGUGCUCCGAGGCGUCAACUUCUCUUGCUCCCUCAUCGUUCUCGCCAUGCUUUCGACCGUGUUGACCAUUUUCCACGCCACCAAAUCCCUCCCGGCGCGAAACAACCUGCCGCCGUGGGCCGCCGGCCAAAAGACUUGGCCGCAGAUCGUCGUGUUGUCCAUUGCUUGUGUUUCCCUCCUCUUCUCCGUCAUUGUUAUUCUGGCGUACUGCCGCGGUGGACACAAGCGUGCGGAGAAGGUCGCGGUGUAUUACACCAUGUUUGCGGUCGGGUGGUUCAUGUUCAGCACUGUCAUGUGGCUUGUCGGCGCGGGCAUCUUGCAUGGGAGCAAAGCCAGCGGCAACGGUCAGGAUCUGUGGGGCUGGUCCUGCAAGGACAACAAACGCCGCCAACUCUUCCAAGACGACAUCCAUUACGCCCUGGUGUGUCGCCUGCAGGAUUGGUCCUUGAUCUGCUGCAUCAUUGAGGUCGUGGUCGAGGUGAUCGUCAUCGCCAUCUACGGCAUUGUCUUCUACAGAUUCUGGAGCAAGAACCGACUCAGGAAAUCCAUGGACGCGCGCGAUCGCGCCCGCACCGAUCUUUACCUCGCCCAGUUGCGGACACAGUCUGCCCCGAACACACCGGGCUUUGCACAGACGCCCAGGACUCCUGGAUUCCCUUCUGCCUUGAAGAGCCCGCGAGACAUGUACGCGGCCGCAGAGCAAGGCACCUCGCCAGUACAAUUUGCCUCGCCCCACAGCAAUACCACUGCAUCACCCUUCAAACUCCAAGCACCACCCAUCCGGUUAACGAGAGCCACUCCCACCUCCACUGCGACGGAGGGCAUCAGCUCGCCGAGACUAUACUCAUCGUCACCGCCUCCUCAACCGCCCAUGUCCCCUCCGCCGGAAGAUCGGAUACACGAACACAUGGCCGCGGCGCCCGGCGAACAACAGUACGAAGCCGUCCCUAUUCCCGGGGCGAACUACGUGCCGCCCAGUCACAACCAAGGGCAGCCCGGGCAGGCGUAUUAA